This is a messenger RNA of Pecten maximus, 3308 nucleotides long. RefSeq names its product methionine-R-sulfoxide reductase B1-A-like. NCBI's taxonomy places the organism in Eukaryota, Metazoa, Mollusca, Bivalvia, Pectinida, Pectinidae. Gene Ontology annotation, molecular function: peptide-methionine (R)-S-oxide reductase activity. The transcript has 4 exons. The record is from RefSeq and is a predicted model, not a curated record.
GACGCAGAUGACUAUGGUUACCGGACGUGCCUAAUAAAGAAAGUGGAUGACGGAUUAAAUUACCGUAUUAAUCUUUAAUAUGGAGAAGUAAACAGAGAGAGAAAAUAACGGAAUAUCAAUCAUGUGAAAUGAACAUUUAUUCAAUUUGAAAAUAUAAGAAUCUUAGGUAUGUGCGCAAGAUAAUACGAAAGGAUUUGAGCGCACAAAACUUGCGCCUUCUUGUCGCUGUCACCUCAGUGCCUCCUUAGGAAGAGCACACAACUCGUUGUAUAACCCACACCGCCCGUCAUGUCGUUUUGCGGUUGGUUCAGUGGCGAACAUUACAGAGAUCACUUCGAGAAAGGAGUGUAUUCAUGUAAGAAGUGUGGAAAUGAACUGUUUCAUAGUUCACAGAAGUAUGAGCACUCAUCACCUUGGCCAGCCUUUAACAAACUAAUCAACCCUGACUCUGUGAGCAGGUCACCCGAAUCAAAGACAGCCAUCAAGAUCCACUGUGGGCAGUGUGGAAACGGAUUGGGCCAUGAGUUCCUCGGUGAUGGACCCAAGAAAGGCACGAAUCGAUACUGAAUAUUCAGUGACUCAUUGGAGUUUGUAACCAAUGAGAACCGUAAAAAGCCUACCGUAGAGAGCUGAUCUCGUCCCAAGUCCAGGUAUUAGAUGUUCAAUCCAGCCAGAAACACACUCCGUUACAAAAGUUCCUUCGAAAUUCUACUUCAAACCUUUUAGCAAUGCUAUGGAUUAAAAUAAAUGGAUUCUGUUAAUGUCUUAAUGUUAGGUAAUUUCCAAUAUAUAAUAGCCUUGAUGAAAUUGGCAUAUUUGUGUACCAAUGAAAUCGUUACAAAGUAAAGUUUGAAUUUAGUAUUUCUGAUACCUGACUUGAUCAGUUAAACAAAAUAACACAUACUUAGGAUUCUCUGAUUAACACUGGAUUGUGAUGAUAUGAGAAUAGUAUAGAGUUUCUUUGAUGUGGAUCAGUUUUUACUGGGCAUACAUCAGAUUUUACAGACUUCUAUAACAGUUACUGUUACAAGAGUAUUUAUUGUUAGAGCUUCUAUGUAAGCUGUUUCUGGCUGUUUUGACAUGAUGGCCUGAGGAGAUCUGUGAUAAUGACGAGGACACUUUUGGAACUGAUGCUGACAGGAUGAAGCUGUCUGGAACAAGCCUUUCCAGGAAAACCUGACAGUGGAGAUACGUCUAGUCAGUUCUCACUGGUGCUCAGCGACAAUAUAGCAGAUCUAACACACCAUUCCCAUAGUGACUGUGUCCAUAACAGCCAAGCCCAAACAGGAGUAAAUGAUAUUAGGGUUUCAGGGAAAGUCAACUCGUACAUUGGAUAUAUUCUAGUGUAUUAUUCAUCACACACAUCAAUAAACCUGGACCCUGUUCCUCAAUAUAAUUCAGGAACUUAUGAAAUAUAAAAUUAAUAUUACAUUAUUUUUGAAAAGUCUAAAAUUGACUUGUGAUUAUCAUAAUUCAUUGUAAGGGAAUUUGUUGUUUAUACUAACCAAGCAUUCAUGGACAGGGUUUGGGUAUCAUACUAUUCCAGGUACUAUUUACAGGAGAUCGUAUAAACCAGUCUUUCAUUACUAAAGAGGCUUUCAGCUACUGUUGUGUUACAUCUGUGAUAAAGCAUUUUGCCAAUGCCUCACCACAGCCAUGUAUGUCAAUAGUUCUAUCAUAUCGAUAGAUGAGGCUAGCGCCUGUAGUAUAGGAAUGUUAUGUGAUGUCUACAUAUCUACUGUAUACAUACUUGGAGAAAUUGAUGGUCUUUAAUUAACACUUACAGUAGGAUGUGUCAUCCACUACAUACCUUGAUGUUUGAAUAGCACUUUGAUGCUUUCAUGUUUAAACAUAAUUAAAUAUGCAAUGUAUCCUGUGUAUUUUUGAUAGCAAGCACACCAUUAGACAUGCAGGCAUUGAUACGUUGAUAUGUGGUCAGUGACGAAAGUAUCACUUUUUUGGUGAAGUAUAUGCAAGCAUUAGCUACAUUAUGUGUAUAGAGUCAAAAGCUUUCAAAUUUAACGCAUAUCAUGUGUAAUAUUACAUAUUGAGUACAAUAUACAAUGUAUAAUCAAAUAUGGCAAUAUUAGCCUGGUCUUUAGAUUAAGUCUUGCCAACUUAUUGUCACUGUUAUUGUGUAGCUUUUUAGUUGUUGGUACAUAUCGUGGUUGGUAUUAUCUAGUUUUUAGUUACACUGACUAUCUAUACAGAAAUGGACAGUCACUAUUCCUACAAAGAAACCUUCAGUCUCAGGUUACAACAUUUUAUAUAGACAACUCAUCCUGUCUGUUCUUAUUGUUUUGUUUUGACCUUUAUUGAAUGUGAUUUUAUCCAUUUAUGUAAGCACACCUUAUCUGUAACUUUGGCUGAUGUACAAAUUCUCCAUUGUUAUCACCACUGGUUUAGAGAAGUGGAAGACACAUGUUAAUUUUACACAGCUAUGGGUUUUUGUUGUAUUAUAUACACAAUAACAUUUCUCUAAGACAACUUUUAGAUAAUACUGGCAGCACAGAUGUCGAGUACAGUUGGUUACACAAUUAAGUUUCAAAAGUCUCCAGAAUUCAGUAUAGAACAUUUAAAGAGGUAAUAACACAGAGUCAUGUUUAUAUCCAUUAUUCCACAUUAUGGAAUUAUGAAAACUUUUUUUAUAAAGAAUCCAAAUUAUUUUCAUGCAAAUUGAUUUAAUCAUAUUAUAUAGAACUUCUAGUCCUUGUUUAACUAAUUAUGAAAUACUAAAAGAUUUAUUGAACAAGUUCUGCUAUUAGGCCUACUAUUGAGAUUUAUGAAACCUAAAUUCUCUGUAUAUGGUAGUCAUGACAUUAUGAUAAAUCUAUGAAAUAUCAGGUCAUCAGCAUUGAUUGUCAGGUACAUAUCAUUAGUCUUGUCCACAUGGACAAAUUACCAAACCAUGGUCCAUAUUAUAUGUAUCGUACAUAUAUUAGAACGAAUAUUCAUACCCUGCCUACACUGCUCUCUGUCAAAAAAUUGUCCGUCUGUCGUCCAGAGCUACGUUAUCGCAGCUAACAUAUAUGAGCCGUGGGUUGGGAAUCGAUACCAAGUUCUUGUGGGCCUGUUACACAGGUAAGAGGGGACUAGUCUAUCCUCUAUAUUGUGAUGAGUACACGAUCCCAAUUGAGCUGUGCAAUAUACAGAUUCUUCAUUUGGAAAAGUUUAUUUAAAAAAAAAUAACUUCUACAGAAUUUUCCAUCAAGAAAAAUAGCUUUCUACAGAAUCAUAUAAAGAAAUAAUUCCCCAAAAUACCAUUUUUUUUGAUAAUUUUUAAUUCAUAUUAAAGUAUUAAGUCAGAC